Kwoniella botswanensis is the source of this 1326-nucleotide messenger RNA. RefSeq lists its product as uncharacterized. The record is from RefSeq and is a predicted model, not a curated record. The coding region runs from base 1 to 1326 and encodes 441 amino acids. The transcript has 2 exons. Lineage: Eukaryota; Fungi; Basidiomycota; Tremellomycetes; Tremellales; Cryptococcaceae.
AUGUCCUCUUUGGCAGAGAUCGAAAGGAUGUUUAAUAAUCGCAGGGAACAAACUGAUGCGAAGUUUGGCAAGCUCCUCGAGAGAGUCACCAAGGCUUGCAGAUCCGCAAGCAAAGAUUUUUCUGAUUUGGAUCAAGAUUUCAACGAUGAAAUGGUCUCCCAGCUCAGUCAGAGGAUAGAGGCACUGAGCAACCCUGAUGAUCCCAACCUCAGAGCCAAACUCGAAAGCUGUCUGCAAGACAACCUGGACUACAUGCUUGCAGCCGGUAAACAGUAUUUUACUGGGUAUCGAUUAGUAGACCUUAAGAAUGCUUAUCCCAUAUCAUCCGCGUCAUACAAAGAGGUGCAGGCAACUUUAGAUUCCAUGAGGGUCGAUCACAAAAUCUCGGUCGACAGAGCAAGGAGAGAUCGGAAGGCGGAAUUCAGAAACAGGCAGGCUAAGCAGGAAAGCUCCGUUGACGAAGGUUCUGUGCUGCAACAAAGCUCGCUAGACGAAGUGAUCGGCUGGUUGAAUGAAAAUCGGUACGAGAUCAACUUGAGGGAGGAUCCUCCAUAUGCCUAUGCUUUGAUGCAAUAUGUCAAUGACGAUAUUGCAGACAUGCAGUGGGAACAUUCCGAAUGGGGGGACACCCAAGUCACCCAACAUGGUCGAAACCUCGUAAACACCGACCAGCUUGAACGUCUUACUCUACCCAGCGAGAGGUACGAUCACAUGAUGAGCAUACUAAAAUCCAGUGGUGUGAAGGACAACAAGGCUAAGGAGUUGUGGCGAUCAACCAAGAGAAUUGAGCUGGAUCAUAUUGUGCUCAUGAAGAAGGCGGAAACCAUCGCUAAAAACGCUCCACGAUCAAUGGCCAGGGAGAUACAAGCUCAAAGAGCUCGUUUGAUAAACUCACUCAACGAAGAUGAGUCAUACACCGCCGAUACGGGCGCUGCCAAGACCACAAGCAAAUCCAGAAAGCCUCGCUUGGCAGGAACCGCAGUCAAAGAUACUCUAGCUUCUGGAGAGUGUGAUCUCGCUACCUCCACACAGAAGUAUCAAGAUUCAUUUAGCAAAUAUGAGGAAACUUCAUUUGGCGAGAAGACCCUCUGGUCCGAAUUCGAGGCCAUUAUCCCAGAGCUGGUUUCGGCGGAGAAGGCAGAUGAGGAGAAGCGUGAAUCCGUAUGUGGGGAUAGUAGGGAAACCGAGGACAUUUCCGGCAAAUAUUACACCGCUUUGGUUCCUCUCAAGGUGGCUACAGAUUCUGAUCGAUAUCUACCAGGUGAUGCUCUCUAUCCUUCAACAGCUUCCGGAGACGGAGAGGCCAAGACUUUCCCAGGUGAGUGA